Diospyros lotus (date-plum) is the source of this 5864-nucleotide messenger RNA. RefSeq lists its product as uncharacterized. The record is from RefSeq and is a predicted model, not a curated record. Lineage: Eukaryota; Viridiplantae; Streptophyta; Magnoliopsida; Ericales; Ebenaceae. Gene Ontology annotation, biological process: protein phosphorylation. Gene Ontology annotation, molecular function: protein serine/threonine kinase activity; ATP binding.
UAGAAUUUGUCUCUCAAAAUUUGAAUAUUAUCAUUGGAGGCACUAGACUUUAGAGACCAUUUUUGCAAGCAUUUUCCAGGAAAAUCGAGGGGAGAGACGGCCAAGCCUAGCCCGUGUGAAUGUGAAGAUCAUUAAUGGCUGGCAUGGAAAGUUUGACCAAGGUAAUCAUUACUCUUCUCAUUUUCUUCCCAUUCUCUGUCACUGCAUCGUCCGACACCCUCAGGCUAGGUGAUCGCCUGAAUUCUUCUUCCUUCCUUUCCUCGGCGAAUCAACUCUUCAAGCUUGGAUUCUUCACUGCGGAGAAGUAUUCCGGUCACAGUUACUUAGCAAUAUGGUACAACAGUGAUCCGUACACCCUUCCAGUAUGGAUUGGCAACAGAGACACAGAAAUUCACCACAAUUCUUGUGUUUUGGCUAUAGACGGUGCAGGUAAUUUGAUUAUCGCAGAUAAUGUUGGGAAGCGGAUUGAGCUAUACAGCGCUCCAAGCGGCAUCAACACAACUGCAACUCUAUUGAACACCGGGAAUCUCAUUGUGAGAGAGGUGAAGAGCAAUGAAUCAGUGUUGUGGCAAAGCUUUGAUUACCCUUCCGACACUCUUCUUCCUGGGAUGAAAUUAAGAGUGAAUCACAGGACCAGCAAGAAGUGGACGCUUACGUCGUGGUGGAAUGGAGAGGCGGGAGUUUCUGGGGCUUUCACCAUGGAAUGGGAUCCCAUCGGACAAGGGCUCAUCGUUAGGCGCCGAGGGAAGAAUUUUUGGACCACUGGGGUCUUGGGGGACAAAGGCUUUGAGUUUCUAGACACUAAUACUAAUAUGCUUUACAAAUUUAGGAAUGUUACAAGCGAGGAUGUGGAUUACUUAUCCUAUUCACUCCGCGAUGAGGAAAGUCGUAGGCCUGUAUCAGGAUGGCGAUUAGAUGAUGAGGGCUCAAUCCAUGAAGUAACCGGGUUGCAGAUUUCCGAUGGCAGUUUAUGUUAUGGCUACAAGAAUGAUUUUAAUAAGGGGUGUCAAUUAUGGCAACAGCCUGAUGAGUGCAGGUAUCAAUACCAGUCGUUUCAGAAAAGAUCCGGGAGGAUUGGAGCGCAGCAAAUUGAUCGUGUUGGGAACUUGAGCUUCAGCGACUGUAAGGCCAACUGUUGGGAUGAUUGUGCUUGCUUUGGCUUUCAAUUUGAUGAAAAUACAACUAGUUGUACAUUUUAUCGAGGAAAUCAGAGUCAAUUUUAUCAGGAUUUAUCCGGUGACCCUCCACAACGUUAUCUUCUUACUGACGACCCGGCACAACAACCAACUACAGGUGUAUUAUCAUUCCACGGACACUCGGGAAGGAAGUGGAUAUGGAUUGUCAUUCCUGCAGUAAGUGCAUUUCUUUUACUCGUCUUUGGCUGCUUGUGCUACCUAAGGAGGAGGAAGAUCAAACUCAAUGGGCCGCAUGAUGAUGUCACUGACGGAUACAUGGACUCGAGUGAACUUGAAAAUGGCGAGAACGAGAGUAAUAAUCUCAGAGUAUUUAGUUUUCGAGACAUAAUUGCAGCUACAAAUGACUUCUCACCAGAAAAUGAGCUCGGAAAGGGUGGUUUUGGACGCGUUUAUAAGGGAAAGUUGCUCAACGGAACUGAGAUAGCAAUAAAGAGGCUCUCAGAAAGGUCGAGUCAGGGAGUAGAGGAGUUCAAGAAUGAGCUCAUACUCAUAGCCAAACUCCAGCAUGUGAAUCUGGUUCGUCUUAUAGGAUGUUGCAUUCACGGAGAUGAGAAGAUGCUUAUCUAUGAGUAUAUGCCCAACAAAAGUUUGGACUACUUUCUGUUUGAUCCUAUUCGAAAGGAGCAACUCGCUUGGCAGAGACGUUUCAACAUCAUUGAGGGAAUAGCUCAAGGACUACUUUACCUUCAUAAAUACUCAAGACUGAAGAUCAUUCAUAGAGAUCUGAAAGCUAGUAACAUAUUGCUUGACGACCAAAUGAACCCCAAAAUUUCUGACUUUGGUAUGGCAAGAAUUUUCAAGCAGAACGUGUUGGAAGCAAAUACCAAAAGGGUUGUUGGAACUUAUGGCUACAUGGCUCCUGAAUAUGCCAUGAAGGGCAUGUUCUCAAUAAAAUCUGAUGUGUUCAGUUUCGGAGUGCUAAUACUUGAAAUUGUGAGUGGCCAGAGGACCAACAGUUUCCGUCAAAUUGACGGCCCACUUACCCUAAUAGAACAUGCAUGGGAAUUAUGGAACAAAGAUGCGGCACUAGAGCUCAUGGAUCCAAUGCUAACCCAUUCAUGCACAAAACAACUGCUAAGAUGCGUUCAUGUGGCUCUGUUAUGUGUACAAGACCAUGCAGUUGAUAGGCCAACCAGCCCAGAUGUUAUUUCCAUGUUGACUAAUGACUCCAUUGCUUUGCCGCUGCCCAAAAAACCGGCAUUUGUUUUUGGAAAAAGGGUUGAUGAGGGAGGUUCAAACAAAAGAAUGCUGGAAAAAUGUUCAGUGAACGAGCUUUCCUUUUCUUUGGAGGUAUGGGCUAUCAAAAUGAAAGUCCAUCUUAAGGCACAUGAUCUUUGGGAAGUAAUUGAGGAAGACUACGAAGUUGCUGAUUUGCCAGCCAAUCCAACUGUGAAUCAAAUAAAGAUUCACAAGGAGAGGAAGACAAGGAAGGCUAAAGCCAUGGCCUACUUAGAGUUUGAAAUGCAAAUAAUGAAGGAGUCAGAAACUGUGAAGGAGUACAUUGAUAUGUUGUUUAGCCUUGUUAACAAAGUCAGUGUUAGCCAGUUGCUUGAUAAUGGUUACAAGGUCUUAUUUGAGGGCAAAUGCUUCACAAUAAUAGAUGCAGGAGGUAGAGAAACCUUCAAAAUCAUGAAAAAAGAUAAGAGUUUUGCUUUGAAUCCAUUGGAGGAGGAGGAGCCUUUAGAUAAAGAUUUAAGUUCAAAGUCUGCCUAUAUUACCAGCGCAGAAUAUCAAGAAUACUCUUCUUCAACUAAGAAGGGGAUUCACAUGAAGGUGAACAACAGGAGACCAACACAAAAAAUGGAAAGAGCAAAAUUGCAACCACAAAGUCAAGGAGGAGAUUGUUGGCAUUUGAUGCCUUUGCAGUUGCAACAAAGCUGGAGUUUGUUACUAACAGAGAGGCAGUUGAAUAGCAGUGUAGCAGAGUUCAGUUGCAACAUAGACAGAUCAUUAGUGGCUGGCAUGGAAAGUUUGAUGCUAAUUUUCUUUCUCAUUUUCUUCCCAUUCUCUGCCACUGCAUCAUCCGACACCCUCAGGCAAGGUGAUCGCCUAAAUUCUUCUUCCUUCCUUUUAUCGGCGAAUAAAUUCUUCAAGCUGGGAUUCUUCACUGCGGAGAAGUAUUCCGGUCACAGUUACUUGGCAAUAUGGUACAACAGUGAUCAGGACACCCUUCCAGUAUGGAUUGGCAACAGAAACACAGAAAUUGACCACAAUUCUUGUGUUUUGGCCAUAGACGGUGCAGGUAAUUUGAUUAUCACAGAUAAUGUUGGGAAGCGGAUUAAGCUAUACAGCGCUUCAAGUGGCAUCAACACACCUGCUACUCUAUUGAACACCUGGAAUCUCAUUGUGAGAGAGGUGAAGAGCACUGAAUAUGUGUCGUGGCAAAGCUUUGAUUACCCUUCAGACACUCUUCUUCCUGGGAUGAAAUUAGGAGUGAAUCACAGGACCAGCAAGAACUGGACGCUUACGUCGUGGAGGAAUGGAGAGGUGGGAGUUUCUGGGGCUUUCACCAUGGAAUGGGAUCCCAUCGGACGGGGGCUCAUCGUUAGGCGCCGAGGGAAGAAUUUUUGGACCACUGGGGUCUUGGGGGACAAAGGCUUUGAGUUUGUAGACACUUAUUCUUUUAUACUUUACAAAUUUAAGAAUGUUAUGAGCGAGGAUGAGGAGAACCUAUCCUAUUCACUCCGCGGUGAGGAAAGUCGUAGAUCUAUGUCAGGAUGGCGGUUAGGUGAUGAGGGCUCAAUCCAUGAAUUAGCAGGGAGGGAGAUUUCCAAUGGCAGUUUAUGUUAUGGCUACAAGAAUGAUUUUAAUAAGGGGUGUCGAUUAAGGCAACGGCCUGAGUGCAGGAAUCAAUACCAGUCGUUUCAGAAAAGAUCCGGGAUUAUUGGAGCACAGCAAACUGAUCAUGUUAGGAACUUGAGCUUCAGCGACUGUAAGGCCAACUGUUGGGUUGAUUGUGCUUGCUUUGGCUUUCACUUUGAUGUAAAUGCAACUAGUUGUACAUUUUAUCGAGGAAAUCAGAGUCAAUUUUAUCACGAUUUAUCCGGUGACUCACCACAACGUUAUAUUCUUAUUGACGAUCCACCACAGCGAUCAACUACAAAUGUAUUAUCAUUCCACGUACACUCGGGAAGGAAGUGGAUAUGGAUUGUCAUUCCUGCACCUGUAGUAAGUGCAUUUGUUUUACUCGUCUCUGGCUGCUUGUGCUACCUGAGGAGGAGGAAGAUCAAAGUCAAUGGGCCGCAUGAUGAUGUCACUGACGACAGAUACACGAACUCGAGUGAACUUGAAAAUGGUGAGAACGAGAGUAAUAAUCUCAGAGCAUUUAGUUUUCGAGACAUAACUGUAGCUACAAAUGACUUCUCACCGGAAAACGAGCUGGGAAAGGGUGGAUUUGGACGCGUUUAUAAGGGAAAGUUGCUCAACGGAACAGAGAUAGCAAUAAAGAGGCUCUCAGAAAGGUCGAGUCAGGGAGUGGAGGAGUUCAAGAAUGAGCUCAUACUCAUAGCCAGACUCCAGCAUGUGAAUGUGGUUCGUCUUCUAGGACGUUGCAUUCACGGAGAUGAGAAGAUGCUUAUCUAUGAGUAUAUGCCCAACAAAAGUUUGGACUACUUUCUGUUUGAUUCUAUUCGAAAGGAGGAACUGGCUUGGCAGAGACGUUUCAGCAUCAUUGAAGGAAUAGCUCAAGGACUACUUUACCUUCAUAAAUACUCAAGAAUGAAGAUCAUUCAUAGAGACCUGAAAGCUAGUAACGUAUUGUUGCUUGACGAACAAAUGAACCCCAAAAUUUCCGACUUUGGUAUGGCAAGAAUUUUCAUGCAGAAUGUGUCGGAAGCAAAUACCGAAAGGGUUGUUGGAACUUACGGUUACAUGGCUCCUGAAUAUGCCAUGAAGGGCAUGUUCUCAAUAAAAUCUGAUGUGUUCAGUUUCGGAGUGCUAAUACUUGAAAUUGUGAGUGGCAAGAGGACCAACAAUUUCCGUCAAAUUGACGGCCCACUUACCCUAAUAGAACAUGCAUGGGAAUUAUGGAACAAAGAUGCGGCACUAGAGCUCAUGGAUCCAAUGCUAACCCACUCAUGCACAAAACAACUGCUAAGAUGCGUUCAUGUGGCUCUGUUAUGUGUUCAAUACCAUGCAGUUGAUAGGCCAACCAUCCCAGAUGUUAUUUCCAUGUUGACUAAUGACUCCAUUGCUUAGCCGCUGCCCCAAAAACCGGCAUUUGUUUUUGGAAAAGGGGUUGAUGAGGGAGGUUCUAACAAAAGCAUGCUGGAAAAAUGUUCAGUGAACGAGCUUUCCUUUUCUUUGGAGGUUCCCAGAUAGAGGCUUGUCGAUCCCUUUGUGAUUUUCUUCCUUCUUUUUAAUUUCUAUUGGUCUGUUGUGGAAUAGGUUGCAUCGGGGUCAAAGAUUUUUCCACACAAUUAGGAAGUUUUAUGAUCACUCUUAGUUGAUAUAUGAUAGUACAUUCAUGGCAGUUCUUGUUCUAGUGUGGAUUCUCAAGAGCAAGUCUAUUUAGGUUUAAUUAAUUCACCAAGUAAUGUUAUCCCCAAUAACGGGUCAGCCGGAGCUGACAGUUUUAGUUUUCUGUGUUGUUAGUCCUCCUGUUGUUAAGGAAAGUUGACGAUUUCAGUUUGAGUUUUAUAAUAAUUGAAAUAUAUUUGUUCUUUUGCA